AUGCAGUUGCUUCAAUCCUCCUACUCAGAGGUCUUGCGCACCAACAGCGCAUACAUAAUCGGAUUCGUUAUCAUUGGCUUGGUGGCACUCCUCAUCUCUUGGGCAUAUGGCACAGAUAUCAAACGAAUCAAGGGCAUACCCGAAGCUCCCGGAGCGAUACCUAUAUUCGGUCAUCUGCUCAAACUCGGAGAAGAUCACGCUUCUUCGUGUGAAAAUUGGUGGCGCCAAAACAAUGAGCCAGUUUUCCAAAUCAAGUUGGGUAAUACGCGAGCCGUGGUAUUCAAUUCGUUCGAGGCUUGCCGCGAUAUCUUGGUCAAGCACCACAACGCAGUGAUAGAUCGUCCUAAGCUCUACACUUUCCAUGGAGUCAUCAGCAGCACACAAGGCUUCACGAUAGGGAGCAGUCCUUGGGAUGCUAGUUGCAAAAACAAACGCAAGGCAGCUGGAACCGCUCUUUCCAGACCAGCCAUGCGCAACUACCAUCCCAUGUUUGAUCUGGAGAGUUUCUGCAUCGUGAGAGAUAUGCACAAAGACAGCAACUUUUCAGACCCGUCUGUGGAAAUCAGCAUCCGACCUUACAUCCAAAGAUUUGCUCUCAACACGACGCUGACGCUUUGUUACGGAAUUCGCAUGGACGAUACUUACGACGAUCUUCUUCGUGAGAUCCUGCAUGUAGGAUCAGCCAUUUCCCUUCUACGAAGCGCAUCGGAGAACAUGCAGGAUUAUGUGCCAGCACUUCGAUAUCUUCCAAACAACGAGAAAGAUGCCCGUUCUAAAGAUCUCCGGUCGCGUCGCGACGCAUACCUCAACCUUCUACUCGACAAAGUGCGUGAGAUGAUCAAGAAUGGCACGGAUAAGCCAUGCAUCAGCGCAGCUAUCUUGAAGGACGAAGAGACCAAGUUGACCGGAGUCGAAGUAUCUUCGAUCUGCUUAUCGUUGGUCAGUGGUGGAUUCGAAACCAUCCCCGGAACCUUGACCUCCUGCUUAGGAUCGCUUUGCACACCGGAGGGACAAAUCUUCCAAAAGCGCGCUUAUGCCGACAUCGAGCGUCACUAUCCGGACAUUCGCGAUGCCUGGCAGAACAGCUUCCAGGAGGAGAAGGUGCCGUAUCUCAAGGCAAUCAUUCAGGAAGCCGGUCGAUACUACACCGUGAGCUCUAUGAGUCUGCCACGCCGAACCGUGACCGAAGUGAACUGGAACGGCGCCAUAAUUCCACCCAAGACGAUGAUCCUUGUGAAUGCACAAGCUGGCAACCACGACGUAGACCAUUUCGGUCCCGAUGCUGGAGUGUUCAAUCCUGAACGCUGGCUCGAGCCUAUUACAAAGGAAAACGACACGGGUCCUUUCCAGGAAAGAGUUCUCACAUCUCAAGCUCAUUUGUCGUUCGGGGCUGGUACUCGAGCUUGCAGUGGCCAGCUCAUUGCCACCCGUCUACUGUAUGCCGCCCUCAUCCGCAUCCUGUCUUCUUACCAGAUCGUUGCGUCUGAGUCCGAGCCUCCAAACACAGACUACGUGGACUACAAUCAAUUCAAGACCGCACUGGUCGCUAUACCGCGAGACUUCAAAGUCAGACUUAUCCCCCGCGAUAAACAGGUUAUGGAGGAAUGCAUGCAGUCGGCGUUUGAACGGACGAAGGAGCAUUAUAGGGAAGACAUCAAAUCUGUGUAA
Molecule: messenger RNA, 1668 nt
Organism: Aureobasidium namibiae CBS 147.97
Lineage: Eukaryota; Fungi; Ascomycota; Dothideomycetes; Dothideales; Saccotheciaceae
Product: cytochrome P450
Exons: 2
Coding region: 1-1668 (555 amino acids)
Molecular function (GO): monooxygenase activity; oxidoreductase activity, acting on paired donors, with incorporation or reduction of molecular oxygen; heme binding
Source: RefSeq, a predicted model, not a curated record